UAAUUAAUUUAAUUAUUGCUAAUUAAUUGAUUUCUAAUUAUAGAAGACAACGCUUGGCUUGAGUCGUUAGAAGUAGAUGGUGAUGGAAACGUUUGUGUUCCGGAAGAUAAUAAACACAAGAAAAACCUGAGGGCUCGCAAACGAGAAUCCAGUAAGGAAGGUAAAGAGCUAUCCAGUGAAAUAAAAAAGAGAAAACUCAAACGAGAUUUGAAGCUAGCAAAGGAGCCAUCUAUUUUUGAGGAAAUAGACAAACCUCCAGCAGGCAAAACAAGAGAUGCGACUUCCUGCGAAGAAGAAAGUAAGAUCACUGAUUCAUCAUCAGAAGGUGAGACUUCUAACUCAGAUGUCACUUCAGUCUCUGAAGAUGACCAAAAAAAAAAGACAAAACCAAGGAAGUCUCACAAAUUUGAUUUUAAUGAUCCGCGUUUUAUGGGAAAUAAUUCUCGUAAAAGUGAGUCAUUUGAGAGUAAUAGUUCACAGAGGAGUUCCCAAUGUCUUAACUGUCCUUUGUGUAACUUAAAAAAUGAUGAAUUUCAACAUUACAUUGAAUUCUUGCAAGGCGUCGUCGGAUUCCUCAAAGGUCACGGUUGUUCUUCAUCUUCAUCCUCUAAAACGUUUGUUGAAACGAACGAUUCUCCGGCAUCUUGUCCUUCAGCGAGUGGUUCUAAGAUGCCAUGGAACUUAUCGGGGCCUCGAAAGGUUGAAUUGCAUCCAAUGAGUGAUGUCUACAUUGAAUCAUGCGAGUUAGAGUACCUCAAAACCAAAUACACUUAUGACUCGAAAGAAAUGUCGAGACAGAUUUUCAAGAAAGUUAUUGGGACAGACAAUCUACUAAAAAUGAGCCGCACGGGUGGAAACGGGUGGACACGGUUGCCAAAUGAUGUAUUAACUGCUGUUUACGGUUUUAUUUCAAAGAAUGCUCGGCCAAAACUGUCAGCAGCUGAAUUUGAACGGUGUGUCACCCUCAUGUUUACUUCCCUGAGACCUGGACAGCAAAAAAAGUAA
Cotesia glomerata is the source of this 1005-nucleotide messenger RNA. RefSeq lists its product as uncharacterized. The coding region runs from base 430 to 1005 and encodes 191 amino acids. Lineage: Eukaryota; Metazoa; Arthropoda; Insecta; Hymenoptera; Braconidae. The transcript is spliced from 4 exons. The record is from RefSeq and is a predicted model, not a curated record.